AUGAGAUGUGCCUUUUUCUCAAGGUUAUUAAUGUUCUUGGUCUUGGCUACCCCAGCUUUCAGUGUCAUCUCUGGCCCUAAAGCCUCUCUGCGUUUCUCCAGAUUCUUGGAUCCUUCCAAUCUGAUGUACCUACUCUGGGACUUUGACAUUAAGGCUGAAAUGAUCACUUUUGAGUUACGGGUACAGACAACUGGCUGGGUGGGUCUCGGUAUCACUAACCGCUACACCAAUGUGGGGGCUGAUCUAGUAGUCGGGGGAGUCUUACCUGAAGGCAACAUAUACUUUUCCGACCACCAUGUUGUGGAUGAUGACACCUUGGAGGAAGAUGGGAGCCAGGACGCCAAGCUGCUUUCUCUGACUCAGGAUGCUGUCUACACCACCAUGUGCUUCUCCCGGCCCUUCCGCUCUUGUGACCCUCAUGACCAGGACAUUUUGGAUGAAACUAAUUGGGUCCUGGCAGCCUAUGGCUUGGAUGACACAAUACGUCUAGAAAGGAAUAGGACCUUUGUCAAAUCUAUCUAUCUGCUACAAAUUAUUCACCCUGAUGAUCUUACAACUCCAGGAAGUACCAUCAUACAUGAUUUAGAGAUCCGUGACUUUCUUAUCCCAGAAGAUGACACAACCUAUAUCUGCACCUUUCUUCUUCUGCCCAUUGUCAAGAAGAAGCAUCACAUCUACAAGUUUGAGGGGAAAAUAACCCCCCACAAUGAGACAAUGGUGCAUCACAUUCUGGUUUACGCUUGUGGCAAUGCCAGUUCCCUUCCCACGGGUCUAAAUGAUUGCUAUGGUGGUGACCCUGCCUUCUCCCUCUGCUUCCAGGUCAUCAUAGGCUGGGCUGUUGGUGGCAAUAUAUAUCAGUUCCCUGAUGAUGUGGGUUUCUCCUUGGGGACUGCUUUGGACCCUCAGUGGAUCCGGCUAGAGGUUCACUAUAGCAAUUUCAAUGGUCUGACAGAUGAGCUGCUGGUGGAAUGUGACUACCAGACCCUGGAUCGUACCAUGCUGACUUUUGGUGGCCUAAGCACCUUGAAUGAAAUGUGUUUGAUCUUCCUUUUCUAUUAUCCCUGAAACAACAUUUCCAGCUGCAUGGGCAUGCCAGAUAUUAUGCAUGUUGUACGGGAGUUGGGUCAGGACCCUGCAGAUAACAUGGAAGCAAUGGUGAUGUUGAAUGAUAUUGAGUGGAACAAUGAGAGUAUCCAGAAGGCAGAAGAAGUCUGAAGAGAUUCAGAACAGGUGGUGAUUAUAAAGAGUGUGAAUGAAGUGGUGAGAAAUGAAACUGGCUGGAUUCUCACCAUCAUAUCUCCACCUCGGGGUCCUUGUUUGGAAUCUUCAGGAGGCAAAGUGGAGUCCCAGGACAAUUUAAGUUUCCGAAGUAUCUCCAAAAUUCCUUCAGACUCUAGUCCUUCCAGCCCCAUUCACCAGUUCUUCUCUUCCGUACUUGUGGUAACAUCAACUUUGGUUGGCAUCCUCAGUGGUUUCCUUGGUGAGAUAUGAGCUUCAGGAUCACACCCUACCCCCACCUCUCUAUACUUGUGAUUUUCUUUUAUGCCAUCCCCAAACAUGUCUAAUUUCUGAGCUCUUGAUCCAUUAUUUCUCUUUGUAAAACCUUCUAGGCACUCUUUCAGCUAGGUAAUUUUUUGAGCAUUUUUUUUUUUUUUUUUUUUUUACCAUUCCUGAUAUUCUUUUACCGAGGAAAGCAAUACU
Molecule: messenger RNA, 1701 nt
Organism: Sarcophilus harrisii (Tasmanian devil)
Lineage: Eukaryota; Metazoa; Chordata; Mammalia; Dasyuromorphia; Dasyuridae
Product: DBH-like monooxygenase protein 2
Exons: 10
Biological process (GO): octopamine biosynthetic process; dopamine catabolic process; norepinephrine biosynthetic process
Cellular component (GO): secretory granule membrane
Molecular function (GO): copper ion binding; dopamine beta-monooxygenase activity
Source: RefSeq, a predicted model, not a curated record